Molecule: messenger RNA, 1464 nt
Organism: Lodderomyces jiufengensis
Lineage: Eukaryota; Fungi; Ascomycota; Pichiomycetes; Serinales; Debaryomycetaceae
Exons: 1
Coding region: 1-1464 (487 amino acids)
Biological process (GO): magnesium ion transport
Cellular component (GO): membrane
Molecular function (GO): magnesium ion transmembrane transporter activity
Source: RefSeq, a predicted model, not a curated record
AUGUCGGACUCAGAAUCAAGCUCAGCUAUAUUAUUGGGAUGUUCAGUAGCAGUUAUAUCUUCCGCGAUUCAAUCACUAGGAGUCACAUUACAAAGAAGAUCACAUUUAUUACAUUUACAACUACCGUCAACUUCACAUUCAACUUCAACAGAAUGUACAUUUUUGAAUCAUAACGCGAGUAAUCAAAACUCUCAUCAUCAACAUCAAAAAUAUAGAAGAAAUAUGUGGUAUAUAGGAUUUUCAAUGUUUAUAAUUGCAAAUGUUUUAGGAUCAGUGAUACAAAUUUCAACUUUACCAUUAAUUAUAUUAUCACCAUUACAAAGUAUUGGAUUAAUAUUUAAUUCAAUUUUCAGUUGUUUACUACUACCUGGUGAUCAUUUCACCAAGAAGUUAUGGAUUGGUACAGGAGUUAUAGCUGUUGGAGCUUUUACAAUUGCAUAUAAUGGAUCCAUACCACCUUCGUUAAAUGAUGAACCUAUUCAUAAUAUUGAUAAAAAAUUCAAGAUAAUAAGUAAUAAAUUAUUAGAUCCUUCUUUUUUGAUUUGGUUUAUUGGAACUUUUGUAUUAAUGGCAAUGCUUUUAAUCAUUAAUAAGACUUAUUUGGAUAAAAAAAUCAAAGAAAAUCAACAACAUAGGCAAAGGUUUUCAAUAAGAAAUGGUGCAAAUGAUGUAUUGAUCAUAAAGUUCAACAAAUAUCAAUUCUGGAAAGGUAUAAAUUAUGGUAUAGUAAGUGGUACUUUAACAGCUCAUACAUUUUUAUUUGCAAAAUCUAUAAUUGAUGUAAUUAUUGAAACAAUAAUAAAAGAUGGUAUCAAAAAUAUUUUUAAAAUAACUAAUUUUGCACCGUAUUUAUUGGUCAUUAUAAUGUUGGGAAUUGUUGGACUACAGUUAACUGCUUUUAAUUUAGGUUUAGCACAAAUUACAACUGCAAUAUUAUAUCCAUUAUGUUUUUUGGUUUACAAUUUGAUGAAUUUGAUCAAUGAUUUAAGUUUUAAUAAAUUGUUGGUUGAACAUAAAAUGACUUAUUUCCAAUUCACAUGGAUUAUUAUAGGUUUGACUGGUGUUUUAGUUGGUGUAUUAAUUUUAAGUUGGGAUAGUGCAUUCCAACCAGGAAAUGAAUCAAAUUCAAAUGAUGAAGAUGGAACAUUAGGCUACACUGAUUUAUUAAGCUUAAAAAAUAGUUACGAUAACAAAUCAUAUCAUUCAGUAGAACUGACAGCAUUAAUUGAGAAUUCUUCCUCGAAUAACUCAUAUGACACAAUCCCCAAUAUUAAUGAAGAUGAACAUUUAAUAGAUUUAAAUGAUAAUCAAAAUAAUGAUAAUGAAAUAAAUGAAGAUGAAGAUACUAAUGACCUUAUAAAUUUAUCAAUUGUAUCUGAGCAAAGUCAAAAAAGUAAAAAUUCAAAGCGUCCUAGACUGCUUACAUAUGAACAAUUACAAUUAUUAAGUCAAUUACAACAAUAA